Molecule: messenger RNA, 1463 nt
Organism: Rana temporaria (common frog)
Lineage: Eukaryota; Metazoa; Chordata; Amphibia; Anura; Ranidae
Gene: PEX16
Product: peroxisomal biogenesis factor 16
Exons: 11
Coding region: 61-1083 (340 amino acids)
Biological process (GO): peroxisome organization
Cellular component (GO): peroxisomal membrane
Source: RefSeq, a predicted model, not a curated record
GAAGGGCCAGAGGCGGGGUUGUUUGGUGUCACCAGGAAGAGCUGAAGCAGGGGGAGCAGGAUGGCAGCUCGCUAUUGGGAGAAGCUGGAGGAUCUGAUCCGAAGGUACAAGGAGUUCGUCGUCCACAACCCCACCGGGGCCACCCAGCUGGAGAGCGCAGUGCGCAUGCUGUCCUACCUGAUCGCAGGACGAUUCACGGAUUCCCAUGAGCUGUCUGAGCUGAUUUAUUCAUCUUCCAAUCUCCUGGCCUUACUGAAUGACGGGAUCCUGAGGAAGGAGCUGCUGAAGCCUCCUCUUACUGAUGAACCCCGGCAGCGUCUUCUCAACUGGCUCAGCAUCUUGGAAAGUCUAGAGGUCUUCCUCGAAAUUGGAUCGGCGAGGGUUUGGGGCGAUGGGACAAAAUGGGCCGCUAUUCUACUUAUCCAGCUGCUCAAGGCCUGUCUACGUUUAGUGCUUCUCUUCUGGUAUAAAUCCGGCAUACAGAAUUGUCCUCCUAUUGCUCCUCUGGACCGAGAAGGCGUCCUGAAUCACACAGGAGAAGAAGACCCUGGCAAACCGGACACCUGCUUUGUAGGGAAGCGUUCAAGACGUUGUGUCCGGACUCUAAAUUAUACUCCCUCUGGCCGCAGUCGGUUUUGGCGAAGCCCUCAGGGUCUAGAUGGAAAGCAGAGGAACGGUCUCGGUGACGGCAAUGCAUCAUCCAGCGACCUGGGGACUCUGGGCACUAUGGCAGAAGCAGUUCACAUACUGCGCCCCAUCACUCACUUGACAGGCUUGGCUGUAUGGGGUCAGAAGUCCUGGAAGCCGUGGCUCCUGGCGGCUGCCGUGGAUGUUGGCAGCUUGUCCAUAUUACGUGAUGUCCCUGAGCUGAGCCGCAGGGAACACGCAGAGCUGAGACGCAGGACCCUCCUCCUCCUCUAUUACUUGGUGCGGUCGCCAUUUUACAACAGAUACACAGAAAUUCGGUUGCUCCUCCUCCUGCGCCUUCUAGGGGAUUAUGUCCCAGGACUCGGGCUGGUGGCACGUCCCCUCAUGGAUUACCUACCCGUCUGGCAGAAGAUUUACUUCUAUAACUGGGGCUGAGGGCGGCCUGCCCUGGUACACUGUCGGCAGCUGGGCGAUGCUUGGGAAUAUCACACAAGCAGGACAGAGCAUGGAUCAUCCCCAGUACUACGUUACUUGUCACCUGAUUACUGCUGAUCACAUGGGACAACAUGGCCAACGGUCAUACACUGAACUGUGACUUUUAUUUUUGUUUUUUUUUAGCUUCACAGCAAAACUGACUCCCAGGUGACAUCCUGCCCUGUCACAUGACCAAAACCUUACCUGCUAACCUCCUAUUCUACCUCCUGUGACGGUAUUGUCACUGGAUCAUGGGACUCUGGAACAGCCUUUCUCAACCUUUUUCCCCAGAGAAACCCCCUUAAAUAAUUUUCAGGUCUUGGAGGAACCCUUACUAAAAC